Molecule: messenger RNA, 4112 nt
Organism: Pseudomyrmex gracilis
Lineage: Eukaryota; Metazoa; Arthropoda; Insecta; Hymenoptera; Formicidae
Gene: aux
Product: cyclin-G-associated kinase
Exons: 7
Coding region: 408-3980 (1190 amino acids)
Biological process (GO): protein phosphorylation; positive regulation of Notch signaling pathway; regulation of clathrin-dependent endocytosis
Cellular component (GO): cytoplasm
Molecular function (GO): protein serine/threonine kinase activity; AP-2 adaptor complex binding; ATP binding
Source: RefSeq, a predicted model, not a curated record
UGUACACACACAUUUUCUACUUAUAUUGAUUGUACAUAUAUACACACGUAAAUUAUAUGACAAUCAAUAGUGUUUUAUCUUUAACUUGCUUGUAUAUUGCUUAUGGAUUACCAAUCAUAUUUCCACUUAUUUAUACUUGAUUACGUUAAUAUGUUUAUCGUACAUUUUACAUGCAAUAAUUAAUAUAAAUAUAUAAUUGACUGAGUGAAACAACUUUUUGUCUAAGCGCCAAAGCCGAGCGCGUCGAGUUGGGCACCUAAACGAUUGACAGUCAGCUGAUACAGGCCUGGCUGCGCGCGCCUACGGUAUCUCCGCGCCAAUAUGGCCGAACGUCAUCGGCUGUCCGCAACGCGACUGUGAAAGCGGGGCCGUCUGGCGGGUACCCACAAGGAAACGUCCAGGGAAAUAUGUCGGAUUACCUGAGGUCCGCGUUCGGGUACCUGAACGGCGGCACCGGCGGCGGCAACGAUUAUGUCGGCCAGACACUGGAUAUCAACAAUGUGAAGCUGAGGGUGACACGACUGAUCGCCGAGGGUGGAUGGGCACUGGUGUUUGCGGUUGAAGAUGUUGCUACGGGAAAAGAAUAUGCGCUUAAAAGACUUAUUGCUGCCGAUGAAGACGCGAACAAAGCAAUUAUACAGGAGAUUGAAACGCUCAAGAAACUGUCAGGUCACCCGAAUAUUAUUCAGUUUUUAUACGCCCAACGACUGGAGCGAGAAGAUCGUAAGGGAUACGAAUACUUGGUCGUUACCGAACUAUGUCCCGGUGGCACUCUCGCAGAUAUACUCAGAAGCGUGUCCGCAAACACGCUGACCCUCGCUCAGGUGUGCAAGAUAGCCUAUCAAGCAACAAGAGCUGUGCAUCACAUGCACAGUCAGCAACCGGAACCUUUUGUCCAUCGUGACAUCAAGCUGGAAAACUUUCUGAUCGGAAAAGACGGCCUCGUGAAACUCUGCGACUUCGGUAGCACAUCCACUCAACAGAUACUACCGAAUCCAUCAUGGAACGCACAGAAACGCGCGACUCUGGAGGAUCAGAUGGCCAAGUACACGACCCCUAUGUAUCGUGCUCCUGAGAUGAUGGACACGUGGAAUAAUGAACCUAUAGGGCCUCCGGUGGACUGUUGGGCUUUGGGAUGUAUACUGUAUGCCUUGAUUACAUUGAGACAUCCUUUUCCCGAAGGUAAUAAACUGGCAAUCGUGAACGGCAAGUACGCGCCGCUUCCGACCAAUCCGCGAUAUGCGUGUAUGUAUGAUCUGGUAAAAGGGUGUCUAAAUAUCUCGCCCAUUCAGAGAACUACAACGGCACAGCUUCUGGAACGUUUAGCUGCGAUCGCCGAGUCGAACGACUUCGAUCCCAGAGAACCACCGCGAGUCGAAAUUAUGGUCAAACCGUCGCCACCUCCGCGUCCAACGCCACCGCCACCGCCGUCGCAGCAACCGAGCACACCGACACCGCCUCCUCGUCCCACCCCGCCGGUAGCGAUGCCGCCGCCGAAACCGGCACCCAUGCAGACGGCGGUGUCUAAACUCCCAGCGAAUCAGGGUACAGCGGGCCUAUUCAACUCGUUGAAAGGUGGCGCAGGCAGCAUUUUGCGCAACCUCAAGGAUACUUCCAGCAAGGUUAUGCAUACUGUUCAACAAAGUAUGGCCAGAACGGAACUGGAUGCGAGCUAUCUGACAUCACGUAUACUUAUCAUGCCGUAUCCGGCCGACGGAAUUGAAUCCGCGUAUCGAGCGAAUCACGUGGAGGAUGUUAGAGCUUUCUUGCAAGCACGCCAUCCGCCGCCGGCGAAGAUCCAGUUGUACAACUUGUCUCGCGGUCGGCCGAACGUCACGAGAUUGCCCGGCAGGCACAUUGACUGUUCGUUUGCUUAUGCCACCUCAGAAUCAAACGCGCCUAUGCUAUUUACUCUAUUUCAGAUCUGCCAGGAUAUCUAUCAAUAUCUCAAUGCCGACUUCAGUCAUGUCGUGGUGCUUUAUUGUGGUGAUGGAUAUCGGGCAAGUGCUACAAUAGUAUGCGCUCUGUUGAUUUACUGCAGAGCUCUGACCACUCCCGACGAGGCAAUUGCUCUGUUCACGACGAGACGCUGUCAGCCGCCACAUUUACAGCCUUCGGAAUUACGUAGUAUUAAUUAUAUGAGUAUGUUGAGCGGCGGCCGACUUCCGCAUACCAAACCGUUGGUUCUUCGAUCCGUCAUCAUACAACCGGUGCCGUUAUUUACCAGAGCGAAGGACGGUUGCCGGCCCUAUAUAGAGAUUUAUAGUAACGGCGCUCUGGUCUUCACGACAAAAAAAGCUGGUUACGAAGAGAUGAAGCUGUUUGGAAUAAUGGAAGGCAAGGUCUGCCUGAUACUAGGAGACGCGGCCGUGCGCGGUGACGUUACCAUGGUGGUUUAUCACGCCAGGCAGCAACUAGGUCGUGUGAUUGGCAUUAAAAUCUGUUCGAUGCAAUUCCACACCGGCUACGUGCCUAUCACCGAGAGCGCUCUGACGUUUGAGAAGCGCGAUCUGGAUGACGCUCCUGAGAUUGGCGGCAAGUUCCGCGUCUUACUGAACGUCAUGAUAGGUGAGGAAAAUUCAAAAUUGUCGAGAGUACCGGCACCGUGGGAAGUGGAAACUUGUAUUAAACCGGUGCCGGAUCCGUUGUUUGGCUCAACGUUAGAAAUGGAGGAGACUUUGGAGAACUUUAGAACUGCACCGUGUUCGGAAGAGACUUACAACCCACCGUCGCACGAAACCGAAGAAGUUUCGCAACCGGAACCAGUACUUCAGCAAUCGGAAAAUCAGAAAGAAGAAGAAGAAGAAGAAGAAGAAGAAGAGACAAACAGGAAUGAAGAGAUCAGCUUUCAGGAGGCUGAUUUGCUGAAUCUUGGCAUGCCGGAAAAUACCAGUAAUACCUCAAAUACUCCCGCUGCUCCAGCGGCAAACCCAGAAUUAGAUAUCUUCUCUAGUUCUAGUCAGAACGAAAGCGAUCUCUUAGGUGGCUUCGGCAUGUCGGCGCCGCAGACCGAAGCCGCCAACUCUGUACCCUUAAUUAAUAAUAGCGCCGCGGGUGACUUACUGUUUGGAAACAACAAUUCUACGAGGAACAACGCUACUAGCAACAAUAAUCUGAAUAUGAACGAUUUUUUGUUCGGACAGAAUCAGACAACACCGAGCAACACCAAGGAAGUCAAUGAUUUGCUGUUCGAUCCGUUGGGUAAUAAUCUCCUUGGUGGUUUUGCAACAGGCACGACAAACCCCGUCAAGAGUCCGAAUACCGAGGAGAAUUUUCCGCGAAAUGCCAGCGUGCCAAACUUUGCCGCUCAGACUCAGGCCAACAAAGAUCCGUUUGCUAAUCUGGCUGGCUCACUGGGUGCUGGUCUUGCAGGUAGUUGGAACGGAACGCCGAAAAACUCAAACACUCCGCAGUCAGCGAGUCCGGCACCCGCGAGCACGCCUAUCCACUCUAGCCCGAAUACGAUGCACAAAUCAAAUACGGCAACCAAUGGUUACAACAUCAGCGGCGCUACGUCGGACGUAUUUGGUGGUAAACCGAAAGAAAAGACAAGCGGUGACGCGUUUGAGGAUCUUCUCGGCAGUCAAGGCUACAACUUCUUUAGCUCACGUAAGGCCGAGAAGGACAGUCCGAAGACAAUAAAUCAGAUGCGAAAGGUGGAGGCAGCCAAGACGAUGGAUCCUGACAGGCUAAAAAUAGCCGAAUGGACGGAGGGUAAAAAGGGAAAUCUACGAGCAUUGCUCUGUUCUCUGCACACGGUUCUCUGGCCGGAAGCUGAGAGAUGGCAACGUUGCGAGAUGCACCAACUGGUCACGGCGGCGGAUGUUAAAAAGGCGUAUAGAAAAGCCUGUUUGGCCGUGCAUCCGGACAAGCAAGCGGGCACGGCGAAUGAAAAUAUAGCGAAGUUGAUUUUUAUGGAGUUAAACAAUGCGUGGGGCACGUUUGAGAAUGACGCAUCCCAACAAAAUCUAUUUAGCUAAUUUUAAUGAUCAUUAACUGUUAUUAAGAACUUAUCUCUGUAAUUAAGUUAGUUCCUAGUGCAAAAGAGGGACGUAAGAAAAGAAAAACAAAAAAAAAAAAAAAAAAAACAAGUGGAGAUCUCGUCAUCCAUG